UUCCCCGUAAAAUAAAAGAUAAAGCUCUGCUCUCUAUGUAAAUUAAUAAAAACAUUAAAUGUUUACUUAUUAGCCUCGUUUUAGUUAUUUAUCUUUGUCAAUCAAAACAAACGUUUUUUGUGUCAACUGUUUUAUAACAAUAAAACGAUUUUAUUAACUAAUUUUAAUUCAGAUUGACAGCACACGCCGUUCAGUCUUCCAGCCAAAAAAAAAAAAACGCCAUGGCUUAUUUAACCAGCGAACAAAAAGCUGAACUAAAAAGAAUUGCUGAAUCAAUUGUAGCACCCGGCAAAGGGAUAUUGGCUGCUGAUGAGAGUACUGAUACAAUUGGUAAAAGAUUAACUAGCAUUAAAGUUGAAAACACAGAAGCAAAUCGAAGAGCAUAUCGAAAUCUUUUAUUUACUGCAGAUGAAAGCAUUGCUAAUUAUCUAGGUGGUGUGAUUCUCUACCACGAAACUUUAUAUCAAAAAAACGACGAUGGUACCCUUGUAGUUGAUCCUUUAAAAAAACUAGGCAUAAAUAUUGGAAUCAAAGUUGACAAAGGGCUAGUUCCUCUCCCUGGAACUCAAAAUGAAACUACUACUCAAGGUAUUGAUGGUUUAGCAGAGCGGGUUCAGCAAUAUAAAAAAGAGGGAUGCUCUUUUGCUAAGUUUCGUUGUGUUAUUAAAAUUGAUAAACAGUUAGGUUUACCCACUGAUAUUGCAAUACAGGAGAAUGCUCAGGUUCUAGCACGCUAUGCUGUUAUAUGUCAAUCAAAUGGACUUGUACCAAUUGUAGAACCAGAAAUUUUGAUUGAUGGGAGUCAUAAUCUUGAAGUUGCAUCCCGUGUUACUGAACGUGUAUUGGCUUGUGUGUAUAAAACUUUGGUAGAUCAUCACUGUUAUUUAGAGGGAAGUUUACUAAAGCCCAACAUGGUGACUCCAGGUGUAUUAUGUGAGAACAAAGUUUCAGCUGAAGAGGUUGGAUUAGCCACUGUGACAACACUCAGGCGAACUGUUCCAGCUGCUGUACCUGGAAUCACAUUUUUGUCUGGCGGUCAAUCAGAAUGUGAAGCUACUCUUCAUCUAAAUGCUAUUAAUGCUGUUCAAUUGCUGAAACCCUGGGCAUUAACAUUCUCAUUUGGUCGUGCUUUACAAGCUAGUGUUUUGAAGGUAUGGGGUGGAAAGUCUGAAAAUUUGGCGGCUGCACAAAAAGUGCUAUUAGAAAGAGCUCGUUUAAACUCUGCGGCCGCUCUUGGAAAAUACGACGGAGAAGAUAGCAAAGAGACUGCUGGCGAAAGUCUUUUUGUGAAAAAUCAUGUCUAUUAAGUUUAAAUAAAAUUUUAUUUUCAAAACUUGUGUGUCAAAAAAAAAUCAGUUUUCGUAUUUAAAAUAUAAAAUUUAUAAGUGUAUUUAAGUGUAAUCUAAAAAUGUUAAAAUAAUUUUUACAAUUGUUGUUUACAAUUGUUGUUAAGUUGAUUUUUAUUGUUGUUUAAAAUGUGGAAAUGUAGUUC
Hydra vulgaris (swiftwater hydra) is the source of this 1492-nucleotide messenger RNA. Its product is annotated as fructose-bisphosphate aldolase A. Gene Ontology annotation, molecular function: fructose-bisphosphate aldolase activity. Gene Ontology annotation, biological process: fructose 1,6-bisphosphate metabolic process; glycolytic process. The record is from RefSeq and is a predicted model, not a curated record. Gene Ontology annotation, cellular component: cytosol. Lineage: Eukaryota; Metazoa; Cnidaria; Hydrozoa; Anthoathecata; Hydridae.